This is a messenger RNA of Cottoperca gobio, 2540 nucleotides long. RefSeq names its product protein SSUH2 homolog. Lineage: Eukaryota; Metazoa; Chordata; Actinopteri; Perciformes; Bovichtidae. The coding region runs from base 144 to 1217 and encodes 357 amino acids. The transcript has 12 exons. The record is from RefSeq and is a predicted model, not a curated record.
AGGUUUCACCGGAAGUUGUGCUUUAAUGUUGCUGUUUGAACACUCUUGGAAAGCAACGUCUUGAAGCGGCCGUGUGAAGCUAACGGAAAGAUUUGUCUGGGUUUAUUGAGACAGUACAAUAAUACUGAUCAGACAGCAGCAGGAUGAACAGCGCAGCUAUGUAUCCCCCUCCCACCGCCCCCAUGGCCGACAUGUUUGGCAACGUGCCCGGCUAUGAAGGCACCGUGGCAGGAGGAGGAGGUUACCUCCCCCCUCCUAUGCCCAUUGAGCCUGUUGCCCCGCCCCAGCCCGGCCCUGUACCUACCGACUGGAGCAUCCCCUCUCUGUCGGAGGAUGUGGCUCGUGAGGCGUUCAAAGGUUUUGUGUCGUCACACUGCUGCUAUAGUAAAGGUCCUGUCAACGAUGGAGUCAUCACCAAAAUGGAGCCAUACAACACCUACAGGUAUCGACUGGAGACGUUCGCUGAGUCCAGGUCAAAUGAGUGGGCCCAUAAACCUCAUGAAGGUGAGCCGGCUGACUUCUACACCCAGACCGCCCCGCGGCCCUGGGAGGUCCCGACGACGCCUCCCAGCCUCUUCACCGAUCACACGGAGCAGAUCCGCGUGCCCUACACCUCCUCCAUCAAGGAUUGCCACAGCUGCCAUGCCACAGGGACGAUGCCGUGUAAAGAGUGCAAAGGCGAUGGAUGUAAACCGUGCUGGGUGUGUCACGGCUCUGGGAAGAAGGGUGAUGACGAGUGCUCUAGCUGUAAUGCUACAGGCAAAGAGCGGUGUAGAACGUGUGAUGGUAAGGGAGCGAAGAAGUGUGAAACCUGUGAAGGAAAACGACAACUGCUGACCUACAUCAACCUCAAAGUGGAGUGGACUAACCAUGUGGAGGACCACCUGGUGCAGCAGAACUCUGGCUUGGAGGUCGAGGAUCUUCGUUCAGUGACCGGGAAGGAGCUGUUCAAGAACAACCAGUAUCUGCUCUACCCGCUGCUCGGGUUCCCAAACCCGGCCAUCUCUGAGGCCUCUGAUCGUAUGAUCAGAGAUCACCAAAGCAAGUACGCGCAGACCUCCAGGAUCCUGCAGCAGAGGCAGACAGUGGAGCUGAUCCCCAUCACUAAGGUGAACUACAAGUGGAAAAGCGACUCUCACGACUACUUGGUCUACGGCAAUGAGCACCAAAUCAGCGCCGACAAUUAUCCAGCAACCUGCUGCUGUGUUAUCCAGUAGACACACACACACACACACAUGUGCCCAUGUUAUGUGUACGUUCAGUAUGUCAGUAUGUUCUGACUCUACCUCCUGCUCGGAGGCCCUGAUGCUCCGCCAGGUGUCCUGAUGAGAGAAAAUCAUUAAUGAAUCAAGAAUGACAUUUUAUCUUGAUACAUUUUUAAUCCAGAUGUGUGGACACCUGUGUUGACCAUCAUUUCUCCGACAACAUGACACCACUUAACAACUUAACUGGCCUGUGAAAACUCAGGCCAGUAUGUGCUUAUUAAUGUCUUCAGUAUUGCAUAGAAAAUGCAUGUGUCCAAAAUAUUGCUGUUAUUAUUUUCUAUAAUAUUUCUCUUUCUUUCUGAAGUUUUCCUUCUGACAUCUGAAGCCAGAAAAAGAUCAGUCAAACAUGAGAAAACGGCCAAUUUAUGAUAUGUGCUUUAUAAUAUUUUAUCUGUGUAUGUGUGUGGGGUUCACCUGGUGUCUACCUGUGGUUUAAUGUUAAAGUAAAAAGGUGUCCAAGCUAAAUGCUUCCGUGUCUUCACUGAAUAUUUGGCUUUAGAUCUUCUGUGACAUACUUUUAGUUUUUGUUAGUUAGUUAUAGAGCAUAACUGGUGUCAUGUCAGCUCUCCUGUAGAGGGCGCUGUAAGUGUUUAUCUGUGACAAACGGGACAACGCCACUUCAGGUUCCAAAACAGUCAAUCUCUAUAAACCCUCAUGUGAAAAUAACUUUACAGCAGACAUAAACACGUUUGCAGCCUUAAAAUAUAAUGGGCUUAAAGUUACGCAUUAGUAGGGCCGUGACUGGGUGGGUGGUGUCUCAGGUCACUAGGUGCUAGUUUUCUGCUCUGCUGCGUCACCCGUAGUCCGACAUGGCCCCUUUUUGGAGUUAGAUGGUGGAGUCACUGCCAAGAUAUUGACGGCCGUAGACGCCCACUCUCAGCUUCACAGCGGCUCAGAAACCUGUGGGUGGUACAGCCUGAGGUUUUACUGUUCAUGUGUAUGGCCUUAUACAGUACAUGCAUAUUUUUCAUAUAUAUGUUGUUAUUUUCUGUUUAUCUUCGAGGGUUUGAUUUAAGUUUUAUUUCAUCUGUUGUCAACAAUAGAAAAACACUUUAGCAGUCGACUGUUAAUUCUUGAUGCGUUCUUGAACACGAUGUUAAAGCUUUAAAACAUUACUGUGAUUAACAAACAUCUCUGUAUUACUCUUGUUAUUACUCCCUUGUAUUACUCUUGUUAUUACUCCCUUGUAUUACUCUUGUUAUUACUCAGUAAUACUGUUACACUAGACUAUUAAUCGUAUGUUACUGUUAAAGCUGAAAUAAACUCUGAGACUCA